Messenger RNA from Catharus ustulatus (Swainson's thrush), 1748 nucleotides. Its product is annotated as general transcription factor IIH subunit 2. The transcript is spliced from 15 exons. The coding region runs from base 264 to 1451 and encodes 395 amino acids. The record is from RefSeq and is a predicted model, not a curated record. Gene Ontology annotation, cellular component: transcription factor TFIIH core complex; transcription factor TFIIH holo complex. Gene Ontology annotation, molecular function: zinc ion binding. NCBI's taxonomy places the organism in Eukaryota, Metazoa, Chordata, Aves, Passeriformes, Turdidae. Gene Ontology annotation, biological process: regulation of transcription by RNA polymerase II; DNA-templated transcription; nucleotide-excision repair.
CGUGCGCCAGCGUGUCCCGGACGGCGGGGCCUGCUAUUCUACUCAGCUUUCCCUGGCCCCUCGGCUGCCCUUAGCCCCCCUCGGCCCUUCUCACCUCCCUCAGUCUCUCUGGGCUCUUCUCAGACCUCCACUCACGCCGGUGUUCUUCCCGCAGUCCUCCUCGUCAGCCCUGAACCCUCUCAGCUCCCCUGAUAUUCCCUCAGCGCCCCGCAUCUCCCUUGGUCACCGCUCAGCCCCUCACAGCCCCCUCGGCCCCCGCGGAGAUGGAAGACGAACCCGAGCGGACCAAGCGCUGGGAAGGAGGCUACGAAAGAACAUGGGAAAUUCUCAAGGAAGACGAAUCCGGGUCGUUGAAAGCAACCAUCGAGGACAUUCUCUUCAAGGCAAAGAGGAAAAGACUCUAUGAACACCAUGGACAAGUUCGGCUUGGAAUGAUGCGUCACCUUUACGUGGUUAUUGAUGGAUCAAGAACAAUGGAGGACCAAGACUUAAAACCGAACAGACUUACUUGCACUCUGAAGUUACUGGAAUAUUUUGUUGAAGAGUACUUUGACCAGAAUCCUAUUAGUCAGAUUGGCUUAAUUGUAACCAAGAGUAAAAGAGCAGAAAAAAUGACAGAACUCUCAGGAAACUCAAAAAAGCAUAUAACUGCUCUGAAGAAAGCAGUGGAUAUGAACUGUAGUGGAGAGCCUUCUCUAUAUAAUUCCCUAAAUUUGGCCAUGCAGACUUUAAAGCACAUGCCAGGACAUACAAGCAGAGAGGUUUUGGUAGUCCUCAGCAGUCUGACGACAUGUGAUCCAGCCAACAUCUAUGAUCUAAUUAAGUGUUUAAAAGCAGUAAAGAUCAGAGUGUCUGUCAUCGGCCUAAGUGCUGAAGUUCGAGUUUGUACAGUACUUGCCCGAGAAACUGGUGGAACAUACCACGUUAUUUUAGAUGAAAGUCAUUAUAAGGAACUGUUGAUGCACCAUGUUAGUCCUCCACCUGCCAGUUCAACUUCUGAGUGCUCCCUCAUUCGAAUGGGUUUUCCUCAGCAUACUGUCGCUUCUCUAUCUGAUCAAGAUGCAAAGCCCUCCUUUAGCAUGGCGCAAUUGGAGAAUAACAGUGACCCAGGUCUUACACUGGGUGGGUAUUUUUGUCCUCAGUGCAGAGCCAAAUACUGUGAGCUUCCUGUGGAAUGCAAAAUCUGUGGUCUUACAUUAGUGUCUGCACCUCACCUGGCUCGGUCUUACCAUCACUUGUUUCCUUUAGAUGUCUUUCAGGAAGUUCCACUGGAAGAAUACAAGGGGGAACGGCAUUGUCAAGGCUGCCAGGGAGAAAUAAAAGAUCAGAAUGUGUACAUAUGCAAAGUAUGUCAGAAUGCAUUCUGUGUGGAAUGUGAUUUGUUUGUUCAUGAUUCGCUGCACUGCUGUCCUGGCUGUAUUCACGAGCACCCUGCCCCUGUAUCUGUAUAAUCUCAUGUAUUUUAUUAAAAUUGCUGUAUCUUUGUCAAUCUUGCAUGAAUCUAAUUUGUUUAUUCAGCCAUCGCUUUAACUGACAUAUCUCUGAACAAGAAGAUGAUUACAGAGGGAUGAACAGUGGAGUAGGUGCAAACUUUAAUGUUUUAAUGGUUUUAUUACUGUUAAUAUAUACUUGAAUUAUCUGUAUCUAUUUUUUAUUCUUGUCUAAAGAGCUGUUGCUUUUUCCAGCUAUUAUUAUAAUGAUGUGUAUAUUUGUAAAUGUGAAAGUUAUUAAACUGUUUUUUAUGUUAA